Molecule: messenger RNA, 5911 nt
Organism: Danaus plexippus (monarch butterfly)
Lineage: Eukaryota; Metazoa; Arthropoda; Insecta; Lepidoptera; Nymphalidae
Gene: wake
Product: ankyrin repeat and fibronectin type-III domain-containing protein 1
Exons: 15
Coding region: 712-4932 (1406 amino acids)
Biological process (GO): establishment of mitotic spindle orientation; regulation of establishment of bipolar cell polarity; signal transduction
Cellular component (GO): spindle
Molecular function (GO): protein binding
Source: RefSeq, a predicted model, not a curated record
AGUACACGACCCAUGAACCACGUUUUCAUUACCGAAUUUAGGGUUCAUUUAUCUUAUAUAUAAAUAUUAUUCAUAUUUUAUUUAUUGAAGUUGAAGUACAAACAAAAAAACUUUCAAAUAAUAGAAGGUUAAUUUUCUUUAUCCAUAUUACACUGGUCGUUCAAAUUUAAUAUUUGAGAAUUCCAAUUGGAAGUUCAGUUUCGUAAUAAUAUUGACAACAGCUGGAUUCAAAUCUUGUUUCACUUUCAAUAUAAAUUAUUUUGCCACACCAAGACAGCGGAAUAAUACAGAAGUAAAUCACGAUUCCGAUGUCUUAUUUCGAAUCGACAGAAAAUUUAUUUAGUUACUUAUCUCGUUGUUGGCUACGUCAUCACAAACAAAUCUCAGUCUCGGUGACAAGCGUACAUACAAAUAGUUAUAUCAAGCAUACCAGCGUUAUCAUUGUAAAAGAUUGUACAAAUGAGAUCAGUUUAUCAGACGGUCGCGUAUUUGAUAGACAAAAGACCGGGUUCUGAGGAAGUCCGAGGUCGCUGGGAGCCCUACCAGAGGUUUGAUUGUUGUUGCCAGCAUUCAACGCGCCGACGCCACCUCGAGUGAACGUCGGAAAGGAAACGGCUCACGUAACUAUCGUUCGACUGAAUAGCGUGCGCGUAGUCGAUCGUGACGUGCAAUGCCCAGGGCCCCGCUUGCCCCUCUACCCCUCGCAGGGCUAUGGAGACCCUCCUCGAUAAAUUCAAGAGGGACCAAGGAGGAUUACGGAGGUCCAGAUCCGUCCGCGCUUCCCUACGACUGAUAGGUAACCGUUGGCGAUCAACCAAGGACGAAGAAACGUCUGAGAACAUUGACACCAUCAAAGACGGAAACGUAGUACUGACGCAGAUCUUUAACGGUGAUAAAGAUUACAACGUAGCGUACACGGGCAUUGACGGUACUUACAAAGCAAAGACACCGAACAUGGCCAAGAGGAAGCAGGAGCCGGUGAAGCCGAGGAAGAAGAGCGGAGACAUCGAUCUCACACUGAAGCCACAGCGGCAUAGGAAAGUAGAUAAAGCGAAAAUAAGUGAUUUAUUCAAUAAGAAACAGAAGAGUGUGUCCGCGAAAGAAUUGCUCGUGCCGGAGAAGAUACCACCGAAAGCGGCGGCCAUAUUACACAUAAAUUCACCGGAUACCAAACUUAAGAUUAAAUUAAAAUCGGUCGGCAAAUCGGAGAGUGCUAAAUCGGUGACCGAUAUAAAACAUCGUCGCACGCGCAGGGGCUCCGAGAGCGAUAUGUGUGGGAGCCAGCCACGUGGGUUUGUCAACCAAGCCUUCGUAUACAGCACACCGCCAAAGGAACGCAAGCUAAACCUAUCACCAUCAAGCUAUUUGAAGCUCCAAUACGGCGCGCUGCUCGAGGGGUGCGGGGGGGAGCUGCCGUCGCUGAGCGCCUGCGCCCCGCUCCCCUCGCACCCGGACAAGCGUAAGCAGAGGGAUGCGCGUGCGCACAACGAUAGAAUAACACAAGUUAACAUACACCUUCAUGCUCUCUUCGCUGCCGUUGAACAUGGCUACCUCGAUAAGGCGAGAAACAUCCUGGAGUCUACUGAUGUCGAUGUUAACAGCCUCAACCCAGACGGCCUGUCUCCGCUGGACGUGGCGGUGUUGGCCAACAACCGCCAUCUGGUUAGAAUGCUCAUGGAGUUUGGAGCCAAGGAAGGCAGUCAAUUCAAGAGCCCAGAAGCCCUCGGGAACCACCUCCGCAGACUGUCUCGCGAGGCGGAAGCCAGACUCCACGAGGUCACGGGGUACAUACCUGAGGCUUGUAGAGAGGAAAUGUGCAGAUCAUCGGGUGGCAACCAGGCCGGUACGAUGGGUUGCGCUGGAGGUACCGGCUCGGAGAAGGACAAACAAACACAACACUGGGAGAGGCGGCUUAGAACAUUGAAACGAUUGGUGCAAGGUUGGCAACAAGCUCGUGUCCCUCCAGCCUUGCCCUCACCCUCGUUGGAGGUCUGCGGACCGCACUCCGUCACCGUGUGGCUAGCGACACGGACCCAGGCACGCGACCCGCCUCUCGUUACCAAAUACAAAGUGGAGUGGUCGUCUCGUGCGGAUUUCUCCAAUGUGUGCGGAAGUCGCGAGGUGGUGGCGUCUUGUGCUCGCGUGUCCGUGACGGGUCUGACCCGCGGCAGGCGGUACUUCUUCAGGGCAGCAGCCGGGAACGUGAAGGGCUGGGGCACUUACAGUGUGUCAGUACCUAGGAGCGUUGUACCCAGCAGCUGGAGUGAUAUAUCAGUUCGUUCGUCUCGCGGGGAGGCUGGUGGCGCUGCGGCAGCGCUGGAAGCGCUCGCUGCGGCCACCGCAAGCACUCGAACCAGAACAGUCACAAGACUUCCUAGGAAGAAGACGGCCACUAUACGACAACUGUUCACAGCGGCCAGCAAGUUCCAGAAGAACUUGAGGAGAGGCGUGUACUUAACUUGCAUCAUCUACCACGAGGACCGCGUCUUGGUCACCGGCGAGGAGUUCCUUCCGGUCGUUGAAGUGGAUGAAACAUACCCGGCCUGCAUCUACACGGACUUCCACUGGCUAAUGAAGGUGUCCUGUUCCUGGGAAGAAGUGAAGUCUCUGAGAUCUGAUAUGGAGAAACACACGUCGUCGUCAAUACACUUCAGACUGAAACUCCUCACAGCCGUCGCUCAGAUGCAAUCCGCGCUGGGGAUACAAGACCUUGGCCAACUCUACCACAAACCGUUACGAGAUUCUCACGGCACUGUCGUCCUCUCCUGUAUAACCUCCGUGAAGUCACCCAAGGCCGUGUCGGCUUUGAACUCCCGCUGGCUGCCCGUCAACAAGCUGAGGCGACGCGUCCUCAGCGACGACAACACUAUGGGAGAACUGCUCAUGGCAUCAGUUCACGAACAGAUUGCCUACCAUCAGGUGUCACGUGACCUGCUACCACGUGGUCUGUAUCUCGGGUAUUUGAAGUUGCAAUCGUCGGUGGAGGUGGUCCGCAUAGUGGCGCCAUCUCGCACACCGAAUGUACCACCACACACACGAGUUAGAGAUAAUCCUCAUGUUUCCGCUGAGGAAUGGGAGUACCUCAAGUCACAAUCCGGCCGUUCGUCGGACGAGUCGCCAUCGAUCAAUAAUUUCGUUUCCAUCAGCAGCAACGAAAGACCUUCAGAAUCUCAAGAGAUGUUCCUGGAACAGAUCGCAACGGCUUCCAAGAGGCUCUUCAAAGACAUGGAAAUACCUGACGAUAGUAUCGCUGCCCACCGAAUAUAUGACCUGGAGGUCAUAGAACUGAACAGUGACGUUAGCUUCAUCAUGAUAUGCCCGCCCGCGGAACAAGCCUGCUCUGUACCAGGACAGAAGGAAAUCCUUCUCCAGAAGGGUGACCUCCUCAGUCUGCCGAUACAGGCCUUCGAAAUGAUACACCUGCAGACCUACCAUACAAAUAUAUUGAACAAAUACUCCAAGUUAAGCUGUGUUUUAGAAUUAGAUGUGGCAUUGGCCGCGCACUCGCAACGAGAAGCUUUCUCAUGUAUGGAAUUACAGACUGCCAAGGAGAGACUCACAAAGCUGGAGGAUCUCCAAAACAAUCUUAACUUAGUUUGGAAGGCAGAGCGGUGGUUGAUGGACUUGAUCGGAUUCGCGAGAGACAAAGACAAGGCCGGUCCGAGUUCUGGCAUUUUGCUCAAAUACAUUUUAGAUAAGACGCCGUCCAGAAACGAUGAAGUCGACAGUAACGAGAGAGACGCGAAUUUGAAGAUAGAUCUGCUUCAGUUACCGCCGCGGGAUGCAAAAAUAAACAAGACGUCGCCCGGGAGGGGUUCCUGGCCGGGGCCCGCCGGCAACGGAAAUCACACGAGCUUACAUCCGGAAUUCAGCAAGUCAGAACAACAACUCAGUAUAGCACCACGACAAACAUCCGUCUCGACGUUAAAUCUCAGCGGAUCACAGUACCUGCACGAGGCUAAAUACGCAAGGAAGGGCAGCGCCGACUCACAAAUCACCGAAUCCAGUGCAAUGAGCGCCAUUAGUAACAACUACAUGGGCAGCAACUCCCAGUUCGAUAUCAAAUCUAACGGAUCCCACGCUUCGAUAUCCAGCAACCGUCUGCCGCCAUCGCGCAGCGAAGACACGCUGGUGCUGCAAAACGAGAACAUAGAACCCAAGCCAAGGCCGCACAGCAUCAACACGAGUGUCUCAACCAGCUCCAGUCCGCUACUGACAGUGAAAGGCUUCUAUCCCGGGAGCAUGAUCAGUGUGAAAACAAACAAGACGAACGUGUCGGAGUCCGCUCAGAGUCUGUCCAGCGAUUCAGAAAGUCAAAGCUGUCCGCUCACAACGACAGUUCCUCUAAAAAUCCGUCCGCAACUCACGCACGCAAACGUGACAGCUUCAAAAAGUAUGACCAACGUGAAGUCGACGGACGUCGAAUUCACUGACACGGGGCAGGGGAGUAAGGGUCACAGUGUCAAAAGACAGCCACUGUUGGAGACACAGGAAGAAGAAUAUAAUAAUAAGGUCCAGAAGACUGACCAGAGACACGGUGACGAUGACAGGAAACUACCUCCAGAACAACGAAUUGAUCAAGCUGGAAUUUUACAGGUGUUCGCAGCCUACGAGACGGGCUUGGCUGUGGGUACAUCACUCAAGUUGCACGUCACUCCACGAACAUCAGCACGAGAGGUCAUUGACCUCGUCGUUAAACAACUCAACAUGGCCGCCGUUUUAAAAGGAAAAUCCGGACCUGUCUACGGUCCGGAAAAGCUUCAAGAUUUUUGCCUCGUAGCAGUUAUAGGAGCCAGAGAGAGAUGUCUACGAGACGACUUCAGACCUCUACAAUUGCAGAACCCUUGGAGGAAAGGAAGAUUAUACGUCAGAUUGAAACACGACGUGCUGGCUGCAUUACAACAUUCAGCCAAACAGCCCGCUUAUAUAUAAUCUAGAACAAUUCAUAACCAGAGAUUAAUAUAGAUAAUAAAAGAUUUAUUUUUUUUAUUUUAUCACAAAGUUUUUAUCUCAGAGUAAUAGAGUGAUAGAUGCUGAUGAUAUAAUUUUAUUUUCGGUGCCAAUAAUUAUUUCGAUGCUUUAAAUAAUUAAGUAUUAUUAAGUGAAAAUUGUGAAUAAACAUAGGGAAUGUAUAACAGAAUGAAUGGUGCUUAACAAUGAGUACUUUAUUUUAUUAUUUUUUUGAUUUUUAAAUGUCAUCGUCCGAAGUAUGUUUUCGCUUCACGUGAAAUUUUAAUUAGCUGUAAUAAAACUGUAAAUAAAUUUAACAUUUAUUAAAUGUUGUACGUGUCUAGAUAGUUCAUUAUAAACGUGGUUCUAUUUGAAAUUAGAAGAUUGUGGUAGGGAAUACGAAAACUUAGGAUGUAUUCAAAUGGAUUUUAUUUUCGGGUAGCUAUCAUUUUGUAACAAGAUAUUGGUAUUUUUUAUAUAGGAAAUAUAAUUUAUAUUUAAAAAAAAAACUCAAUUAGAUUAGCGAAUAAAUACUUAUAAUUCUAUUGAUUUUCAAUAAAAAAAAAAUUAUACAAGCGUACGGACGGUUUAAUGAAAUACGUAUAUGACAUUUAUAGUAUUAAAGAAUUUUUUUUUAAAUAUUAUCUACAUUAUUUUGUAUUGUGUUGACACCUUGAAAAAUAUAAAUCAAACCAUUAUAACAAAAAUUAAUGUCCUACAUAUUAAAGAUAAGUAUUAUAUUUAUAAAACAUGUUCACUAAUAUCAACGAUUCGAGCCAUACUUAUGAAAUGCAAUUAUUGUUACAAUAAAGCCUAACUAAAUGUCUUAUGAUGUCUAAAGAUGUUUUAUUUGUAGACUAUUUUAAUAGUUUAGAUAUUUCACCCUCGCUCGUGGUGUUGUACAUUAGCAAUUAGAUCAUGGAAAUAUAAAUUUAUGCACAAAAUAAAUGUAUUACAGAUC